AAGGUCGAGAUUUGUUUCGAAGUUUGUAUGAAUGAAGCUUAUCCUAAUAUCUCCGAGCGCCAAGCGGUAAGUCAGUCCGCCAGUUUACUCGGGCAUGCUCGCUGCCAAAACUAAAGUUCGAGACCACGUGACAGGCUUGUUACCAGGAGUUCAUCCCGCGGAUGUCUAACCUAGUUCGAGAAAGUUUCCACUGAAUGGAAAGUUCGCAUCCAGGGUUUGUGUAUUAUACACAAAUUGAGCAUGAAUCGGCUUUUCGAACAAGUUUCGUUACCACGAGCAACGCACGGCGUCCUACGUCUGGUACAAUGACCCAGGUCGCGAUUCGGCCUAUCGUGCACGUACGUGCGAAUCAACUUGCCGCUCCGCGUGUGACGUUCGCCAAUCACGGACUGCGUGUGGAUAAUCUUUUAAACGUAGUUACGUAUCACGCGCCUCCGUGCAAUAUUACGGAUAAAAAAAUAUUCCCGGUACGUAGAACGCUUUCAAACAUAUACAAGAGCCGCACUCUACCCUUUCCCUUGCAAGUUCGCAGCAUUGUUACGACUCCCCGGGUGGGCCUGGAACAGUUUAUCCUUUUUUUUAUCCGAUCGUCUUCAGUUUCACGGUGGUAAGAAUUUCGCUCCCGGCGGGGUGAAUCGAACGCGCGCGAUUGAAAGAGGGUUUCUACGGUAGUUCGCUCCGGUGUUCUCUUUGUGAAAAAUCACUCGCGAGCGAUCCUAAGUAGUAUAGCUGCGGCAUGGCGAAACGCAAGAACCGCUCUCGCCUUUCACAAUCAGCUCCUGUCGCAUGUUGGCGGCCUCAGGAUUGCCCGUUGAACGAAACUGCCGAGUGUAAACGAACCUUAAGGAAUUGCGCGAGGUGGAGGUGGUGAGCCAACGCAACGCAAUGCGAGGCAUAAGCACGGCGUGAGGCGGCGUUCCCUCUGCCAGGUGCCUGAUGCUUCGGAUGUUUUAAUGCUACGUGUACACGGUACGUCAGUCGAGUUAUGCCUCCAUAACUGUACGCGUUAUACGCUUCUACGUCCUCUGCGCCCAGUCUACCAUCUUGGAGGCUAAGAGGCGUAGAGGCUAAAAAAAUCGAAAUUAUCAACGACAAGCAGAGUUACGGAGAUCCGACCGGUCCUCGUUACAUUAUUACAACUUGACAGAAGCUGACGGACGUCCCGAUAUUACGAGAAUUUUUUAUCCGGAUGCGAAUGACGGUCGAUGCUCGGUGAGCCGAUGUCCGUCUCUCUAGGAGUCGAGAUGGAAGAAGUCCCGAGUCCGGCCGCUGCACCGUAGCCUAAUAAAAUGAUGUCCCAGGCAGCCACCGACGGUCCUGAGCCCUCAUAGAGGGACCCCGGGGAGUGGGAAGGACUCGGAGUCGAAGUUUAUUGAUUUUUAGGGUGACACUGUCAACCGGCGUUGAGUCUCCCGCGAUGGGAGACUUUCAAGCGGGAAAAAUAGAGGAGGAAAGAACGAGCGGUGGGUAAAGAGAAGUAAAAUAAAAAAAAAAAAAAGAAAGAAAGAAAAAAAGAGGGAGAAGGAAUAUGACGCGGCGCUGGUGACGCGAAACUAGUGACGCCGCGGCGCACGUUGCAACGCAGUACGUAGAAAGUUACCUGCAUACCAACCCCGAAGCGACGUUAGACUCGGAUAGAUAUAAUUCUACGAAUCUGACAAUCCUGCAGUUACACGACGCGAUUAUACUUGUGUGGACGAAUAAGUUAUAAAGCGUCGGGAUCGAAGUAAAUAGGGAAACAGAAAUCGCCGUGUCCGUCCGUGUACGUCCGUCGAUGACUGUAAAAGAAAGACGGCGACGUAACUCGUCGACAACUGCAGCGUUGUGAAAUACGUGUUGAACGAAAAUCGCAGGUACUCUCGAUUACACGUAAAUUGUGUUGUUCGUACGCCUCUCGUUCGCCGGUGAAAUAACACGCAUCCCGAGACACAUGAAGCGGUCUGCAUGGGAUCAGGAUUAUAGUUACCACCGUCAGGGGGUGCUUUCGGAGUGACGUUGACGCGCGGUGCAUAUAAGAGAGACGUAACGCGACUACCCCUCUCUUACGAAGCGUCAAACCCGCGGCGUAACCAUAGAAGAUAGAAAAAGGCGUCGGUGGCGGUGCGUUAACGGAAGGGCAGGGACGUGAAGGGAGGCGAGGCUAGGGGCGUGGAGGGGAGGGGGCGCCAUGUGGUGCCUUCGAACGUCGCCGCGGAGCGUCGAGAGUCGCCACUGCCUCCGCUAAAAAUGGCAGCACUCGGUGGCUUCUCGCUUGAUAAUUUUUGCCGAAGACCUAAAAAGAAAUCUCCUCUUACCAGUUGACAGUUGGGCGCAAGGGACGAACGGCGCACGUGGCCCUCGCGCGUACAAACGAGAUAAAUUAAUUUACAGUGCGUGAGGUGCUGUGCCUGCUUAUAUUUACGUACCUACGCGAGUACACGCGUACGUAGAUUUUGUUAUACGUAUGUAGUAGGUACGAUAUCACUCGUCUCUGGUAAUCGCGCGACGUGCGUACGGUUGUAUUUCUAUAGCUGUAUGCAACGUAUAUAGUUUGCAUACUCAGCCUCGAAGUUGUACUGUUCAUACAUACGUACAUACAUGUAUAUUAUUAUUCGUAAAGUACCCUGGUGAAAAUUUUUUACUCUCUUACAAUUAGUAGGUGCGUUUUAAACUUAUACGUUAUACAUCAGGCUUCGGUGGCGGAAACAAGUGCAUCGGUAUACGUAUAUAUAAUAUAUGUAAUAACUAGUUGACAGUGAAACUAAUGAAAACGAAAAUAUUAAUCAAGAAAAAAAUUAAUAAACAACAGUGAUGUAUAUAUAUAUAUGAUAUAUGUACGCGAGUGUAAAUUUAUUCACCGACCACACAUUGUAUGAUAUAGGUGUAUUUAAACAUGUAUUGCGAGAUUAAAAAUACGCGUUUAUGAAAAAAAAAAUUCUUUUCAACCCUUUAAACAAUUGUUUCGUACGAAACACUUUGAAGAUUGUUUUAUUAAUUUAAUUAUUUUCAUCCGCGCAAAAUACACAUCGUAUAUCUGCACUUGAAGUAGGAAGUUUACGCAACCUCGAAUCAGCGUUCGCUUGUUACUUCUCAGUCUUCUUUACAUUGUUUUUUCUCCUACAUUCUCUUAACUCGCGUACGGCCCGAAGUGCGUGUUCGAAGGGUCGUCAUUUUCAGCUUGACGAAAGUUCUCUCUCGCCGCGAAGUGUUCAUUGUUUUGAUUUGUUGGUUGUGUGCAACGGUGUAACAUGUAUAUUCCUAAGCGCGGGCUAGCUAGUCAAGCGAUGAACUUUAUAAUGCACGAAUAACAACAACGGCUGCAACAACUCAACAACAACAAUAAUAAUAACAACAAUCCGCGACGCGUUUACGUAAUAUCCUGUGUAUACACCUAUUUCUGCCACUGUUUUUCAGCGAGAAUUUUCAUUGUUUUUACAUUCAUCUUUAACCCUCUUCUCGAUAAUGUCAAGAUACUGAAUUACACCUAUCCGUCACGUCAAAACUCUGAUCGGCCGAGGAACUCGAGCGUCGGUUGAAUUAACCACUCGAUAACACGAAAAUCUCGGAGUAAGAAUCCGCAGUCGCAUUUGUGUCUCGAGAGUCGAAAGUUUCCUACGCUGUACGGAAGGUAUUUUGAUUACGGUGGUGUUUACUUACUCGCUCUAGCCUCUCCUCCUACGGCUAUCGUCGUCUCCCUCCCUCUCGGCCGCCCCUCCCCCCCCCUUCCGCCAACCAAACGUUCCGAUUGUGAGAGGGAGUUCGUCUCUUGUUGUGUGGUGUGUCGAGUGUUUGUGUGGCAUGUCGCGAAAAAAUAUUUGGUACUACUCGUAUGUCGCGAGGCGUGUGACGGUUAGUUUCGGGUUAAAAUAAUGAAUGAAAAGGGUGAUAAAUAUAUUCGCUGAUAGAGAGCGAUGCGCGGCACGGUGACGGCGGAUUAUCCACGCGACCUACGUUCACGUUUCUUUAACCUAUCGCCGAGGAAGUGGUGCGUGAUUGUGAGAACUGUUGUUUGGCCGCUGUCGAUAGUAAGUCGAUAUUGAGGAGGAGGAAAAUAACGAGGAACAGACGGAGGAGAGAAACGAGACGAGAGGCUUGACGAGUCGGAGCGAAAGAGAGUUAGAGACGCGGAGAGAGAGCGUGAGAGAGGAGAAGAGCGAGAGAGGGAAUUCCGAAUGGAAGUGAGACGACGGUGCGGAGGAAAAAAAAAUGCCGGCAACGGGAUGCGGUAAUUUUUCGUCUAUUAAAACGAGCGUAAAACGGAGCUUCGAUGGAAAUACUAACCCCGUUACGAGGCGGUUAAAUAUAAUGUACGAAAGCAGAGUUUAACAGUGCCCAACGGAUAUUUAACCUCGCCUGUUUACCAACGCGAUUCUACGCGCGUUUGAGGUUAGGUCGCCGCCGGUACAUAACCUCUCUCACCAUCGUCGUCAUCCUCAUCUAUUCGUCUCUUCGUCGAAAAUAUAACGGUUAUAUUUCGCCAAUCAGGAGACUACGUUACGGAAUGAACGCAUUGAUGACCAAAUAAUGAAGGCGAAUGGAACGAAUAAUGGCUGUAGCCGUCUGAAUACGCCACUGGCUGCGACCACCACGCUGGAGGACCCAGGGACACCUGCCUCCUGGAAGGGCCCGCCGCCCGGAUCGGAGGCUUCGCCGUUCACGCCGAACUCUGUCGGUCAAGGACCAGGACCAGGUUCGGGACCUUACAAUAAUUCGGGAGGCCCACCGAGCAACACGGGUGGGUUUCAGGGCCCCAGCCCGUUCCCCGGUGGGGCGGGCAGUCCGGCAGGGGCCCCACCUUAUCAGGGGCCGCCCCCAGGCUCCGGAACGCCUCAGUACACCGCGUCGCCUGCACCAAGCGGCUCGUCGACUCCCGGUCCAGUGCCGCCCCCUAAUUCUGCGGGAUUUCCACCCCCACCGAACAAUUCCGGACCUCCUUACAAUGGCCCGGGCCCAAGUCCGUUUGGAUCCCCGUCCGGAGGACCUCCGCAGUUUGUGGGACGACCGGGUUCGUCCGGACCACCCUUUGUGCCCCCCGGUGCAGGUAAUCCUCACUUUCCGUCACCAGGACAACCUUUCGGUGGUCCGCAGUAUGGAAUGCCACCUGGGAGCCCGUUCGGACCUGGCGGACAUUCCAUGGGCGGUCCCAUAGGCCCUGGACAUCCUGCGAUGAUGGGAACCGGUGGACCCGUCGACAGGAUGGAUCAAGGAUCGUUGCCUGUCCUCAGGAGGCACACCCCGUACUUUGGCCAGCCUGACUACCGCCUCUACGAGCUCAACAAGAGGUUACAGCAGCGGACAGAGGAAAGCGACAACCUUUGGUGGGACGCGUUUGCGACUGAGUUUUUUGAAGACGACGCGACGCUCACGCUGACGUUUUGUUUAGAAGAUGGACCUAAGAGAUAUACGAUAGGAAGGACGUUAAUACCGAGGUACUUCCGUUCGAUAUUUGAGGGCGGUGUUACGGAGCUUUAUUAUAAUAUGAAACACCCGAAGGAAUCGUUUCACAACACUAGUAUAACACUGGACUGUGAUCACUGUGUCAUGGUCACCCAUCACGGGAAACCUAUGUUCACUAAGGAUGAAAUGCAAUUUGAAAUGUACGUAUUCCAGGUCUGUACAGAGGGUAGGCUAAUAUUGGAAUUCACAUUCGACGACCUGAUGAGGAUAAAGUCGUGGCACAUGUCGGUGAGAACACAUCGAGAGCUAGUUCCCCGAUCCGUGGUCAGUAUGCACACCGCGCAACAGGAUCCCACGAUGCUUGAACAGUUGAGCAAAAAUAUCACGAGACAAGGCAUCACGAAUUCUACCCUCAAUUAUUUAAGGUUAUGCGUCAUACUUGAACCGAUGCAGGAACUGAUGUCAAGGCACAAAGCUUACGCGUUAUCGCCUCGCGACUGUCUGAAGACAACUUUAUUCCAGAAGUGGCAGAGGAUGGUUGCCCCGCCGGGUAAGAGAGAGUCACAGAGGCCGGCGAAUAAGAGAAGAAAGCGAAAGGCCAGCGCGUCUGGCCCAGGAAAUAACGCGCCACCAGCACCUAGUAAAAAAAGGUCCCCAGGCCCUAAUUUUUCACUGGCGUCUCAGGACGUAAUGGUCGUGGGUGAACCCUCUUUGAUGGGUGGUGAAUUCGGCGACGAAGACGAACGGUUAAUCACACGAUUGGAAAACACGCAAUACGACGCGGCUAAUAGCUUAGAUCCCCACAGUCAUGAUACGUCCGGAGGUCCUCCACCGCAUCCUCACCAAUUUCACUCCGAGCCAAAUGCCGGAAAUUCUUGGCCUCCAGAUCGCGGUCCAGGCCCGCCACAAGGUGGUCCAGGAAAUCAGGGAGUUCAAGGGUCCCAGGGUGGCGGCGGAGCUGGAGUUCAGGGUUCGCAGGAUGCCAACCAGCAACAGCAAGACAAAAAAAGCCCCGCUGUGAGUCAGUGA
Messenger RNA from Neodiprion fabricii, 6405 nucleotides. It is a transcript of the gene Chi, whose product is annotated as LIM domain-binding protein 2. Gene Ontology annotation, molecular function: LIM domain binding. NCBI's taxonomy places the organism in Eukaryota, Metazoa, Arthropoda, Insecta, Hymenoptera, Diprionidae. Gene Ontology annotation, cellular component: transcription regulator complex; nucleus. Bases 4504 to 6405 code for a protein of 633 amino acids. The record is from RefSeq and is a predicted model, not a curated record. Gene Ontology annotation, biological process: nervous system development; negative regulation of transcription by RNA polymerase II; positive regulation of transcription by RNA polymerase II. The transcript is spliced from 11 exons.